GGAGGAGGAGGAGUUUUAAUACAACUAAAACAUAAUAACAAAAAAUGUUGGCCUAUAUUAGUCUAACUUUACUAUUGCUUCAGGGAUUAGUUUCGGCUAACCCGGUUGGCCAACCCUGGAAUGAUGACCCGGCGCCGGAUAUGCAGAAAAUCAUCGACGAAUACAAGGGUCUAACUGAGCCGGUAACUGUCGAUCAUAUAUUGAAAAAUAUGGAUCACCUGGCUGAACUGAAUAAAUUGAUAGCUGCCUGGUUGAAAACGGAAGGCCUGGACUACUUGUCGGGUAUGGUUGAAAAAGGUAGUGGCGAUGGGAAAAAAGGUAUACAGGAAGCUAUCGAUGCUAUCAAUAAGGAACCGGAACCGUUGAAAAAACAGGAUACUAUGGAAUUGGGUAUAUCGACUGAAUAUAUGACCCAGUCAAGUGAUAUCAGUUAUAAGGCACGAAAGGGAACUCAUAUUGUUGUUAAGGGAACGGCAGCUGAACUACAGAAGCAGUUUGUUGAGACCCGUACGAAAAUUAUGGGUUUACUACAGAAAGCUAUCGAUAAGGAAAAAUCAAUGCCUGAUAAACAAUUCUGGUAUCAAUUGCAUCAAGUGAUGAAAACCGUAAUGACUCAAGCAUUCGCCCAAUUGGACUCAGAUGUGGCCAAAAUUACGCCCGAAACGACCAAAACUAAAACAUUGCAAGCGUUGGCCGAUUUUGCCGAAAUGAUGUGGAAAGCCGUCAAUGUUAUACGUAUACCGACCAAACCGCCGAUGAUUGUCGACGACGAGGCCGACCUAAUGGGUUAAAAAAAAUAAAUUAAAAUUUAAAAAAAUUGAAAAUUAUUUAUAAUAGUUUUUUGUUGUUGUUGGUGUUGUUG
Oppia nitens is the source of this 862-nucleotide messenger RNA. RefSeq lists its product as uncharacterized. Lineage: Eukaryota; Metazoa; Arthropoda; Arachnida; Sarcoptiformes; Oppiidae. The transcript has 4 exons. Bases 45 to 791 code for a protein of 248 amino acids. The record is from RefSeq and is a predicted model, not a curated record.